UCUACCCAGGUAUUUAUCAUGUUAUAAAAUGAAAUUGGCUAUUAGUACCAAAAGUAACUUCUAUUAUCAUUAAAUUGUUAAUCUAAUACCUAAUUUGCUUUAGGAUAUAUGUAAAUAAGCCACAGCAAUUUAUGUUGGUAUUGAAAUUAAGAUGGUCAUAUUAAUUACUAGAUAUGUAAAGCCAGUGAUUCGAUGGCGGUGCUAGAGUGGCCUUAGUAAGGCUCACUCUUGUCGCUUAGUCCUCAUUUUCACAUAAUGACAUUUGCCAAAUGUCUACAAAGUAAAUAUUUUUUUAAUUUUUAUAUUAUCCAAUUAAGAGCAUUACAUUACAUUGAUUGUAGGGAGAUACCACCAGGCUGAAGGUGCUCUGGCUAGCAGAGUUGUAAACAAAUGCUUACAGGGGGCUGGAGUUCAGGGCCAGGGUUACCAUGUUUACAUGGACAACUUUUAUACCUCACCUGAUCUACUCACUAGUCUGUAUGAUGAUAAAACCUAUGCAUGUGGGACAGUGCGGUCCAACCAAAGAGGCCUUCCCAAGGACAUAAUGCAGAAACGCCCUGAGGGUGUAGUACAGAGAGGGGACAUGGCCUUCAGGCAAAAGGGGCCACUUGUAGCAGUCGUUUGGAAAGACAAAAAAUGUGUCACUGCCCUGUCUACAAUUCAUGACAACAGUUUUGGAGAAGUGCAACGCCUUGUUAAAGGGGAGGAUGGUACCUUUGCACGACAGAAUGUAUCCUGUCCGAAACUUCUAAGUGAUUACACUUCGUACAUGGGUGGGGUUGAUAAAGCAGAUCAGUUCAUACAGUACUACUCCUUCAACCACAAGACACGGAAAUGGACUGUAAAAGUGUUCUUUCGUCUUCUGGAGGUUAUGAAACUGAAUGCCUAUCAACUAUUUCUUCAGAGUCCUCAUCAUCAGCCAGGGCAGGGAAAGCAGCAGCUGUCUUUCCUGCAGUUUACGCAAAGCAUCAUCAGAGGACUAGUAGAUGGUUUCACCUCUACUGCAAGGAAAGGUAGACCAUCUCUUCUACCACUGGAUGACCGUCUAACACAGCGUCACCUCCCUGGCACACUUGAGUCGCGGUCUUGGUGCCAUGUAUGCUACAUGAGAUGCAAGAGUGGAUUGCAGGACAAAACCAGCCAAACAAAAUUUGGCUGCACUGAAUGCCGGAAGCAUCUGUGCCUUCCUACAUGUUUCACUAUGUACCAUUCUCAGGCAAAGUAUUUUUAGAUAGCUGCUGUACUGCAAGGUGCAGAACUCUUUGGCAAGUACUAAGCUGUGUGGAGAUUGCUCCACCACUUAGCUACAAUGAAAAAUUGUCAAUUUCUGUUCACUGUAUUGGGGAAAAAAUGAAA
Messenger RNA from Mizuhopecten yessoensis (Yesso scallop), 1356 nucleotides. RefSeq names its product piggyBac transposable element-derived protein 4-like. Bases 437 to 1231 code for a protein of 264 amino acids. The record is from RefSeq and is a predicted model, not a curated record. Lineage: Eukaryota; Metazoa; Mollusca; Bivalvia; Pectinida; Pectinidae. The transcript has a single exon.